Messenger RNA from Zophobas morio, 822 nucleotides. Its product is annotated as antifreeze protein Maxi-like. The transcript is spliced from 2 exons. Lineage: Eukaryota; Metazoa; Arthropoda; Insecta; Coleoptera; Tenebrionidae. The record is from RefSeq and is a predicted model, not a curated record. Bases 27 to 695 code for a protein of 222 amino acids.
GUUCUCCAGCUUUACUUCACAGCAACAUGAACACCUUGUUUGUCGUCGCCUUCGCCUCCUUGGCCGCCCUCACCGCCGCCUCCAGCAUCCACGGCAUCGGAGCCCUGGUCUCCGGCCCCAUCGGCUACACCGGCCUCGCUGGUACCGGACUAGUCCACGGAGGAGCCAUCGCCGCUAAUGCUCUGGCCGCCCACAACAUCGCCGCCAACGCCGCCGCAGCGAACGCCAUCGCCGCCGCCAACGCUCGUGCCGUUGCGGCUAACGCCAUCGCCGCCAACAGCGUCGCCGCUAACGCUGCCGCCGCCAACGCUGCCGCUGCUAAUGCCGCUGCCACCAAAGCCGUUGCCGCCACCAAUAUCGCCGCCAACGUCGCUGCUACCAACGCCAUCGCUGACGCCAACGCUCGUACUUCUGCAGCUAACGCCGCCGCCAACGCUGUUUCUGUUCAAGCUAACGCCGCCGCCAGCGCUCGUGCUAUUGCAGCUAACACUCUGGCUGCCCAAAUCGGUGCAGCUAACGCCCUCGCAGCCCACGCCUACGCCGCUCCUGUGGCUGUUGCCGCCCCCGUUAUUGCCGCUCCCGCUCUGGCUGGCGGUUACCUUGGCGGUUCGGCCUACGCCGCUCACGCUAUUGCCGCCGGUCUUGGACAUGGACUCGGCGGCAUCACCGUCGGUGGUUAUGGUAAAGGCUGGUAAAGAAUGGAACGUUGGACUUCUCGGUGACAACAUCUGCCUCGAUUAUGUAGGAUAGCUUGUAUAUUUUUGUAAUUAUUUAUUAUAUUUUUAAAUUAUUGUGAAUAAAUUAUACGUAAUUUUCAUAUUA